AUGCAUCACGUAUGUUUGUUAGGACCAACAAUUCUCUCUUUUCUGCUCACAGGUACAGCUGGAGAGACUCAUGUGUUCAGUAGUUCAGGUGAAAAUGUCACUCUGCCCUGUAAUAAUGAUCUUUUUGACUGCACCUCAACUACAUGGGACUACAGCAAACAUAGAUCAUCAGUUACAGUAGAACUGGUUAAUGGAGGAAUAAAGAAGAUAAACGUAAAAAGAGCUGAGAGACUGAGUCUGGGGUCUGACUGCUCUCUGAACAUCUAUAAAACAACAAAAGAAGAUCGUGGACAAUACACCUGCAGACAAUAUGUGAAUAGACAAACACAUACUGAUGCACAGAUUUUUCUACAUGUUCUUCAUGUUUCUCUAUCAUCCAUACAAACUGAAAUGAGAUCAGGCAGCUCUGUGACUCUCACCUGUCAGCUGUUUACAUAUGGUAACCAUUGUGAUGGUUUGGUCCAUAUUGAGGGAAUUCAGCUGUUCUGGGUGAAUCAGGCUGAUGUUAAUCUACAGACAGACUCCAGAUAUCAGAUAUUAUCACCAGGCAAAUGUAUCAUUACUCUGACUACAACACUCCUGAAUGAAGACAACAACAGGAAGUGGAGAUGCCUGGUUAAAAAGAAAAAUGAUAUUAAAACCUCAGCCAGCUAUACUGUCAAGUUUAAAGGUCCAGCUGUGACAAACCCACCAAUCACCACCACAAACUUUGAGACAAAAUCAACUACAAAUGCAUCAGAAACUGAAGGCAGUAAGAUUUGGGUGUCAUUAUACAGAGUGAUUAUAGUGAUUAUUGAGAUCACAGCAUUCACUGCUCCUACUGUGAUUGUUUUUCUGAUCAUCUGUACAGGAAGAGCUGACACAGCUCAGGCUGAGCCCUGCCCACAGACCUCGCUACAGCUGGAUUGUGAAUCAACACCCAAGGACGUUUCUGUUGAUAACAACAACCAUGGAAUGCAUGAUAACACUCUCUCCCAGCCUUCAGGAACACCAGAAUCACAGCUGAUGUCGUCACACUCUCUCUCCCUCUCUCCAACAUCACCCCUUCUAUGCUUUUCAGAGAAAAUGGAGAAACUGAUGUCUGCUGACUACCGCUUCGAGGUAGGUAUGGCUCUCUGCACAGCUCUCACAACACACUCCUCUUCCCUGUUGAUUUGGCAGUUUUAA
Messenger RNA from Paramisgurnus dabryanus, 1167 nucleotides. The record is from RefSeq and is a predicted model, not a curated record. NCBI's taxonomy places the organism in Eukaryota, Metazoa, Chordata, Actinopteri, Cypriniformes, Cobitidae.